Messenger RNA from Mastomys coucha (southern multimammate mouse), 3867 nucleotides. RefSeq names its product neuronal PAS domain protein 2 (gene Npas2). Gene Ontology annotation, biological process: regulation of transcription by RNA polymerase II; circadian regulation of gene expression. Lineage: Eukaryota; Metazoa; Chordata; Mammalia; Rodentia; Muridae. Gene Ontology annotation, cellular component: cytoplasm; CLOCK-BMAL transcription complex; nucleus. The record is from RefSeq and is a predicted model, not a curated record. Gene Ontology annotation, molecular function: DNA-binding transcription factor activity, RNA polymerase II-specific; RNA polymerase II cis-regulatory region sequence-specific DNA binding; protein dimerization activity. The coding region runs from base 266 to 2719 and encodes 817 amino acids. The transcript has 21 exons.
CUACGCGCCCAAGAGUUUGCGGCGCGAGCGGCGGGCUUUCCCGCAGGACCCGAGGGACCCGCGCAGCGGCCGCGGAGCCCCGAGACCCCGGCGGCAGCGGCGAGAGCAGCGCCUCCCGCCGCCGCCCGGGAGAAGCUCCCCGAGCCCGCCUGCCGCCCCGGCUCCCCGCGGCGGCGGGAGGCGCGUCUCCCCGGCCCAGUCGGUGCCCGGCCUGGCGGGGCCGCCCCGGCCCGCUCGGAGCAGGCCAAACUGCGUAGAAACUCUAAUGGACGAAGAUGAGAAGGAUAGAGCAAAGAGAGCCUCUCGAAACAAGUCUGAGAAGAAGCGUCGGGACCAGUUCAAUGUUCUCAUCAAAGAGCUUAGCUCCAUGCUCCCAGGCAACACUCGGAAAAUGGACAAAACCACUGUACUGGAGAAGGUCAUCGGAUUCUUGCAGAAACACAACGAAGUCUCAGCACAAACAGAAAUCUGUGACAUCCAGCAGGACUGGAAGCCUUCAUUCCUCAGUAAUGAAGAAUUCACCCAGCUGAUGUUGGAGGCAUUAGAUGGCUUCGUCAUUGUUGUGACAACAGACGGCAGCAUCAUCUAUGUGUCCGACAGUAUCACACCUCUACUUGGACAUUUACCGUCGGAUGUCAUGGAUCAGAACUUGUUAAAUUUCCUUCCAGAGCAAGAACAUUCCGAAGUUUAUAAAAUCCUUUCCUCCCAUAUGCUUGUGACGGAUUCCCCCUCCCCAGAAUUCCUAAAAUCUGACAACGAUUUAGAGUUUUAUUGCCAUCUUCUCAGAGGCAGCUUGAACCCAAAGGAAUUUCCAACUUACGAAUACAUAAAAUUUGUAGGAAAUUUUCGCUCUUACAACAAUGUGCCUAGCCCCUCCUGUAAUGGCUUUGACAACACCCUUUCAAGACCCUGCCGUGUGCCCCUAGGAAAGGAGGUCUGCUUCAUCGCCACCGUGCGCCUGGCAACCCCGCAGUUCUUAAAGGAAAUGUGUGUAGCUGACGAACCUUUAGAGGAAUUCACUUCGAGGCAUAGCUUGGAAUGGAAAUUUUUAUUUCUGGAUCACAGAGCCCCUCCAAUCAUAGGAUACCUGCCCUUUGAAGUACUUGGGACCUCAGGCUACGACUACUACCACAUUGAUGACCUGGAGCUCCUGGCCAGGUGCCACCAGCACCUGAUGCAGUUUGGCAAAGGGAAGUCGUGUUGUUACCGGUUUCUAACCAAAGGGCAACAGUGGAUUUGGUUGCAAACCCACUACUACAUCACCUACCACCAAUGGAACUCCAAGCCCGAGUUCAUCGUGUGCACCCACUCGGUGGUCAGUUAUGCAGAUGUCCGAGUGGAAAGGAGACAGGAGCUGGCUCUGGAAGACCCACCCACAGAGGCCAUGCACCCCUCUGCACUAAAGGAAAAGGACUCAAGCCUGGAGCCUGAGCAGCACUUUAAUGCACUUGACAUGGGCACCUCAGGUCUUACCAGCAGUCCUUCGCCAUCAGCAUCCUCGAGGAGUUCCCACAAGUCCUCACACACAGCCAUGUCAGAACCCACCUCCACUCCAACCAAGCUGAUGGGUGAGAACAGCACCACAGCUUUGCCAAGACCAGCCACCCUACCCCAGGAGUUACCAGUACAGGGGCUCAGCCAGGCAGCCACAAUGCCGGCUCCUCUGCAUUCCUCAUCCUCCUGCGACCUCACAAAGCAGCUCCUGCCUCAGACCCUGCCUCAGACCAUCUUACAGAGUCCACCUGCUCCCGUGACGCAGUUUUCAGCACAAUUCAGCAUGUUCCAGACCAUUAAAGACCAGCUGGAACAGAGGACACGGAUCCUGCAGGCCAACAUUCGGUGGCAGCAGGAAGAACUUCACAAGAUCCAGGAACAACUCUGCCUGGUCCAGGACUCCAACAUCCAGAUGUUUCUGCAGCAGCCAGCUGUGUCCCUGAGCUUCGGCAGUGCGCAGCGACCAGCAGCUCAGCAGGGGCUGCAGCAAAGGCCCGCUGCUGCGCCGUCUCAGCCCCAGCUCGUGGUCAACACUCCACUGCAGGGGCAGAUCACGUCCACCCAAGUCACAAACCAGCACCUGCUCAGAGAAGCGAAUGUGAUAUCCCCCCAGGGUCCAAAGCCAAUGAGAAGCCCCCAGCUGCUGCCUGCCAGCGGCCGUUCACUGAGCAGCCUGCCAUCCCAGUUCAGCAGUACAGCUUCUGUGCUCCCACCUGGCCUGAGCCUCACCACGGUUGCUCCCACCCCUCAGGAUGCCAGCCAGUGCCAGCCCAGCCCUGACUUCGGCCAUGAUCGGCAGCUCAGGCUGUUACUGAGCCAGCCCAUCCAGCCUAUGAUGCCUGGGUCCUGCGAUGCCAGGCAGCCCUCAGAAGUCAGCAGGACUGGACGGCAAGUCAAGUACACACAGAGCCAGGUGAUGUUUCCAAGUCCAGACUCACACCCCACCAGCAGUAGUGCCUCCACCCCGGUCCUGCUGAUGGGCCAGGCAGUGCUCCAUCCCAGCUUCCCUGCGUCCCGGCCAUCACCACUGCAGCCAGCACAGGCACAGCAGCAGCCACCACCCUAUCUACAGGCACCAACAUCUCUGCACAGUGAGCAGCCGGACUCGCUCCUUCUCUCCACCUUCUCCCAGCAGCCGGGAACCCUGGGUUAUGCAGCCACACAGCCAACACAGCCGCAACCCCCACGCCAUUCCCGCAGGGUCAGCCGGCUGUCAGAGUCCUAAGGUCUCCAGCAGCCAUCUCAGUAGUGCCCUGACACUGGAGUCCAGAUGCAACCAGCUUUAACCAAUGGAAAACGGGGUUGGCCGUGGGAGAUGGGAAGAAGCGUUUACGUGACUCUGUGACUCUGGCGCACCCUGUAUACAUUUCAGAACUCCUGAUGGUAACGUGUCUGGAGUGUGGCACUGGCAGAAUGGGGAAAGAACAGGAAUAUUGGCCAUGAUUCCCUUGCCCCAAGCUUCUCGGGCAUCCGCUACAGCCAUACCAGACAGGAACCAAGUGUCCCCGUGUGGGCGCCAAUUCCUGGUCUAUUUGUAGAGGUGGGUGGUACUUCUCACUGCCUCCAGGAGAGAGCGCUCUGGGUACUCUUACCAACUGACACAGGUCCCAAGCCCUAGCAGGCCUUCACUCUCUUGAUGGUCUUUCCUUUACAGUCAAGGACUAAGUUAAAGGUCUCUGGAGAGAGUAUAAAGAGAUUAUUUUUUAUUGUUUUUAAAUGGUUGUUUUUGUUUUAAUUUGCACACCUGUGCACAAGGGAAAUAACUUAGGCACUUUCGGGAUUUGUGUUUGUUUUGUGUUGUUUAAUAAGGUCCCAUGGCUUCAUUGGGAAUCCACGAUAACAAAAACAGCCCCACCAAUCAGAUAGUGAACAUUGUUAUUAAUGAAGCUGCAGAUCCACACUCUUGGCCUAAACCCUUGGAGACUGCGGCUCCCGGGCACCAUGCCUACCUAUCAGGGAGUAUUUUCCUUCCUAAACAGAACACUGGACUCUUCCUGUUAACUUCACUGAGAGUAACUACAAAGGUGGACUAAGAGCAAAGCACAAUCUCACAAUGAUUCCAGAAUUCCCUAGAGACCUCUUAGAGGGCACCAGGGCAGGCUGCAUCUCCCAGAAAACCAGGCACAUGUCGGCCAUCCUAGUGAGGCAGGCUGCCGCAACUUUCCACAUAUCUUCCCUGAUGAUUCCGAAGAUUGGAUUUUUCCUUUUCAGAAUGCACUUUGCUUUUUUUUUUUUCUGUAUGUUUUGUUAUGUCGAGGUGUUUCUAAAGAGAAGAUUUUAUGUAAUUAUAAGAGGAAGUGUAGUGAAUUGUACAGCUGUUGUAAUAAUGACCUAUUUCUAUAAAAAAAUAAAAUUGUACGGAUUAUGUGUAAA